AUGGCGACCCCUUCUCUGGCUGAAAAGCUGGACAAGAUCAAGUCCCCUGGACUUCAGAGUCAAAAGAGGACUGUCGUUGUUCUGCAGGCUGUCGAGUCGACUCUCAAGGAACAGAACGCGGAUCCCACGCCCACAGGAUACUUUGCGGCUCUUCUUGCCCUUCUUCAACAGGCAAACAGCAAUGACACCGUGAACCCGGAAUUGGCGACCCCCGUCGUCUACCUUCUCGACGUCGUUACACCUUAUGCCCCGCAACCUCUUCUCCGAUCCAAGUUCACGCAGAUUCUUACUCUUCUCGCCCCCGUACUCCUGCUACAGGAUGCAGAGCCCAUGCUGUUGCGAUCGUCCAUAGGAUGUCUCGAGUCGCUUCUUCUUGCUCAGGAUGCCGCAUCUUGGGAGCUGUCCGUUUCCCAGAUUGGUCCUCGACGAGCUGUCGCAGGACUUUUGAACAUGUCCCUUGACCACCGACCUAAGGUGCGAAAGAGGUCGCAAGACGCCUUGAAACAGGUCCUCCGAAACCCGCCACCGAGCCCCUCGCUGGACCAUCCUGCCGCCGAUAUGUGCGCUCAGACUGCCACCAAGAACUUGGAGGAUUUGGCCGGUAAGAUUGCGCAGGCGCGCAAGGGAAAGAAGGCGGAUGCUUCCCACGACCCUGCCAUGAUCCAUGCCCUUCAGCUGGUCAAGACAGUUGCGGCCGCGAGUGGUGGCUGGCCAAGCAAGAAGAUCGAGUCUUUGUGCGAGUUGUUGCUGGGUAUCGCCAAGAGUGGAAACGAGUACAUGACCAUGGCGGCUUUCGAAAUUUUCGAGAUGAUCUUUGAGGGUAUGACCGAUGAACUUUCUUCAGCCAAACUUCCACGACUUAUGGAGAUUAUCUCCGAACUGCGACCUUCUGCCAACGACACCCAGCUUGUUCCCCCGUGGCUCGCCAUUCUGUCCCGAGGAUACGAUGUUUCUUCACAAGUCGAGCCUGACGAGACCUUCCAAAACCUUCCACAGAUGUUCGAUAUGGUGGCUCAGUUCCUCGAGGCCCCCUCCGAGAACAUUAGAAUUUCUGCAUCUGAGUGCCUGGUGUCCUUCAUGGCCAACUGCAUUCCCCAGCAGGUUAUCCUUGAGCCCUCAAUUUACGACGAGAAGAUUCUCGAGAAGAUUUCUAAGUCAGCAGAGUCUCUUCUCACCGUUCAGUACCAGGCCGCCUGGCUACAGACUUUCAACGUUCUGGGCGCCAUCUUCGACACCUUGAGAUGGAGGUCGUAUCCUAUCAUGAUGAAUGUCACCAAGACGAUUGGUGAGAUUCGCGAGAACGGAUCUUUCCGUAACAAGAAGGAAGCUGACGAGGUUAUUGGAAAGGCGAUUCGAGCGAUGGGCCCUGAGGCCGUUCUCUCAAUCCUUCCUCUGAACCUCGUGAAGCCUGCCAAGGGCCAGCCCGGUCGUGCUUGGAUGUUCCCUAUUCUCAGAGAUUACACAUCGAAUACGAAUCUCGCUCACUUCAAGAGCGAGAUGGUGCCCCUUAGUGAAGUGAUGUUCCAAAGGGUCCUCGAUCACGGCCAAGCUGAGAAGACAAUGGAGAUCAAGAUUUACGAAACCGUGGUUCAGCAAAUCUGGUCCACUCUUCCCGGCUACUGCGACCUUCCUCUGGAUCUCACCCAGGCCUUUGACCAGGGGUUUGCGGAAAUCCUGGCCAACCUUCUGUACAAGCAGGUUGAGUUGCGACUUGAUGUCUGCAGAGCCCUGAAGACCCUUAUCGAGUCUAACCAGGCCAUUGCUGGUAUUGAGGAGCAGGAGGAGGACCUUGUCCUUCAAAGCCGUGUCAGCCGUGCUGAUGCCAAGAAGAACCUCGAAUACCUCUCUCAAUUUGCAGGCAACAUGCUCGCAGUCAUGUUCAACGUUUACACGCAGACACUUCCUCAGAGCCGCGGACCUAUCCUCCAGACCAUCAACACAUUCCUCAGCAUUACUCCCAAUGGUGAGCUCAUGGAGACUUUCGACCGUGUAAGCAAGAUGCUUGCUGCCGAGUUGCAAAAGGAGAAGCCAGCGGACAAGAAGAAGGAGAACCAGCAAAAGUCCAAGGACCACAUGCCUUCGACAGCCCAGACUCUGAUGGAUCUCGUUAUCACAAUGUCUGUCUACCUACCACGAGAGAGUUUUGCUUCCCUUUUCGAGAUUGCUGCCGUCAUCAUCAACAAGGAGGAGGAGCCCCAACUUCAGAAGAAGGCAUACAAGCUCAUCCCCCGCUUGGCGGAUUCCGAAAUUGGCAAGGCCGCUCUCCAGGAGCGAUCUGCGGAGCUUCAGAACCUGAUCUUCUCCAGCACUGACAAGGUCUCUGCCCCUGCUCGACGAGAGCGACUCGCUGCCAUCAUCGCCCUCCUUCCCUACAUCCCCGACACCUCUCUUCACUUCAUUCCUGCUGUUCUUAGCGAAGUUGUCAUCUCAUGCAAGGAGAACAACGAGCGUGCUCGUGAAACUGCAUAUGAGCUUCUGGUUCGCAUGGGACACCGCAUGGCCGCGGCCAACAACACGACCAUCGACAACAGCAAGGUCCCCCACAUGCCCGACGAUGCCCCCACUGGAACCGCCAACAUCGAGGAGUUCUUCACCAUGGUUAGCGCUGGUUUGGCCGGCAGUACACCUCACAUGAUUUCUGCCUCUAUCACCGCCAUUAGUCGACUUCUAUACGAGUUCCGAAGUGAUCUGAGUGACGCCACCCUUUCUGAUUUGGUUCAGACUAUGGAUCUCUUCCUUACAUCUAACAACCGAGAGAUCGUCAAGAGCUGUUUGGGCUUCGUCAAGGUCUGCGUUAUCGGUCUCCCCGUUGAGCUCAUGCUUCCUCGCCUUUCAACACUCGUUCCCAACCUUAUUGUCUGGAGCCACGAGCACAAGGGCCACUUCAAGGCCAAGGUCAAGCACAUCCUCGAGCGCAUGGUCCGCCGCUUUGGCUAUGACAACAUUCACAAGAACUGUCCCGAUGACGAUAAGAAGCUGAUCGUCAACAUCCGAAAGACGAAGGAGCGUUCCAAGAAGAAGAAGGAUGCUGCUAGGGGCGAAGACGGUGAGGAGAGUGACGACGAUGAGGAGGGCCAGCCUAAGCGCCAGUUCGAGAACGAAUACGACCAGGCUCUGUACAGCAGUGAUUCGGAUGAUGGAGACGAGUCAGAGGAUGAUGCUAGGCCGAAGAGGAAGGCUCAGAAGGGCGGCAAGACAUACAUUGUCGAGGACGAUGACGAACCUCUCGAUCUUCUUGACAAGAAGGCUCUGGCCAACAUCUCCUCCACCAAGCCCGUUAAGAUGCGCAAGCCUCAACGUACCAAGGCCAAGUUCGACCUCGAUGGCAAGCUCAUCCUCGGCAAGGACGAUGACGACGAGAUGGAAGUCGAUGACCCCAACCCCGAAGCCUCAGGCGUGGGCGCCUAUGUCGCUGCCCUCAAGGGCAAGGAUGUGGCUAAGCGCGGUCGUGGAGGCAAGCUCAAGUUCUCCAACCGACGUACAAAUGACGACGAUGAUGAGGAUUUCGAGAUGGACGAUAACGAUGUCGCCGCAGUCAAGAGCAGAAUCAGCCCAGGACGGGAUCGCGGCAGCCGUGGAGGUUUCCGUGGUCGAGGAGGUCGUGGAGGCAAGAGUGGCAGGGGAGGCAUCGCUGCAGGACGAAAGGGAUUGGGCGUUGAGAAGAGACAUGGAACGUCAGGUGUGGGAAAGCCUAGGAGAGGACGCAACUAG
Fusarium coffeatum is the source of this 3711-nucleotide messenger RNA. RefSeq lists its product as uncharacterized. The transcript has 2 exons. The coding region runs from base 1 to 3711 and encodes 1236 amino acids. The record is from RefSeq and is a predicted model, not a curated record. Lineage: Eukaryota; Fungi; Ascomycota; Sordariomycetes; Hypocreales; Nectriaceae.